Messenger RNA from Dothidotthia symphoricarpi CBS 119687, 1119 nucleotides. RefSeq lists its product as uncharacterized. The transcript has a single exon. The record is from RefSeq and is a predicted model, not a curated record. NCBI's taxonomy places the organism in Eukaryota, Fungi, Ascomycota, Dothideomycetes, Pleosporales, Dothidotthiaceae. The coding region runs from base 1 to 1119 and encodes 372 amino acids.
AUGUCUCAACCACCCCCCACCCUGCCAUGGCAUGCAAUCCCUUCUUCGACCGCGACAUGCAAAGUACGCCUCAUCCAAGCAGGUGGCCUCUAUAUCCCAGUAGACAUGGCCAUCCUCCCAGGUCCCAACGAGCCGAAUGACUCAGUAAAGCAUCCUGACAAGAAACACGACCACCCUAAGACAUUCUACGCCCCAGAUUACGUCUUUCUGAUCGAACAUACCGCAACAGGACACCAGUACAUCUUCGAUCUCGGAAUGCGCAAAGACCUCGAAAAUCUCCCACCCCUGCUUCUCAGGACUGUACUCCCAGACUUUGAAUGUGAACCAAAGUCGCCCGCAGAUAUUCUGAAAGAGCACGCAACGCCUGAGCAACAGCCCGAGAAAGUCAAAGCGGUUAUCUUUUCGCAUUUGCAUUUCGACCACGUAGGAGAUGGAGCUAAAGCUGGGUUCUCAAAUGCAGAACUCUGGAUCGGUCCAACAAGUUGCACUUAUGCAAGGCCUGGAUACCCCGUCGAUGAGAACGCACCGACUUUGAGCGAGAUUUUGCCGACAGACGGGAGUAGGAAGAUCGUUGAAGCUUUUGUAUCAGAUGAGAUGCUGAAGGAGGCUGGUGAUAGGAGAGCCGGCAAGGUAGCGGAAGGUAUCAAGAAGGGUCUUUACGAAGCCGUUGAGUUGAAGAAGGCAUCAUGGAUCGGGUUGGGCGCAUUCGACAGAGCAUUCGACGUUUUCUGCGAUGGCUCGGCCUAUCUGAUCGACGCUCCUGGACACUCAUCGGGUCAUCAAAUGAUGCUCAUUCGGACAAAGUCAGAUCCGGUCAACGACACAUUUGUCCUGUUAGCAGGCGAUUGUUUCCAUCAUUUUGACCUACUGAAAGAUCCUCUGCGAACUGCCCGUCCUCCAUACUCGAAGUCAGGGAUGCAUGCUGAACCAGACCCAGCUAUCGAUUCGAUAUGGCGUACAAGAGAGUUUGCGAAGAAGGAGAAUAUCUGGGUACUUGCAGCUCAUGACUUCAAUGCUGGAGAGAAGAUCGCGCCUGGCAAGAAGGUGAUUGAAGGGCUCAUAGAGGUGAAUGAUUGGUAUGACAAAAAGUGGAAGACGCCACUGGAAGCUAGGGUCUAA